Molecule: messenger RNA, 933 nt
Organism: Argentina anserina (silverweed cinquefoil)
Lineage: Eukaryota; Viridiplantae; Streptophyta; Magnoliopsida; Rosales; Rosaceae
Source: RefSeq, a predicted model, not a curated record
AUGGAUCCAUCCCAAAUAUCAUCCUCUUCUUUAUCUUCAAAUGGAACUUUUGAGUUCUAUAAUUCUAUAUUAGCUGCAUUUGAUGAGGAGAAAAAUAUGUUGUUUGCUGCUGGACAAACGUUUUCGACAUAUUAUUUUGCUGAUGUCCCUCGAUAUCUAGAGGUAAAAUUUCGCAGACGUUUCCAUAUGCGUAAAAGUUUGUUUUAUUGCAUUAUUGAUGCAGACAAGAAUCAUGACAACUACUUUGUGCAACAACGUGAUGGAAUUGGUAGGCUUGGAUUGUCAUCCCUGGUAAAAUUCACUGCUUGUUUUCGUAUGCUAGCAUAUGGUGUAUCAGCUAAUUCACUUGAUGAUUACUUGAAAAUUGGUGAAUCUACAACAAUUAGAUGCAUGCAAAAGUUUUGUCGGGCUGUUGUAGAGAUCUUUGCAGAGAGAUAUCUUAGAAGGCUAACAACCAAUGAUGUUGCCAGACUCCUUUAUAUUGAAGCAUUUAACUUAUUUGCGGAGCUUGCUGCAGGUAAAGCACCUCCAUGCACGUAUUUUAUUAAGAAUAAGCAAUAUGAUGUCAGUUAUUACUUAGCAGAUGACAUAUAUCCUAAGUGGUCUACACUUGUCCAAACUAUUCAUGAUCCUCAAGAGAUGAAAAAACAAUAUUUUGCCACCAAACAAGAGUCAUGUAGAAAAGAUGUUGAAUGUGCUUUUGGUGUUCUUCAAUCACGUUGGGCAAUUGUUAAGAGUCCGGCACGUUUUUGAAAAAAAACGGUUCUACAUGACAUCAUGACUGCAUGUAUCAUUAUGUAUAAUAUGAUUAUUGAGGAUGAGCGUGAUUUAUCAGCACCCAUUAGGGAAUUUAAUCAUGUGCCUAGGCCUACAGUUGAAAUGCUUGGUAAUGAAGAUGAACGAUUUACUCAGUUUCUUGCCCGAAUCAGGUAA